CUCCAAAGUCACCGCGCGUUUCGAAUGGAACGGUACUGGCGCGGCUUGCUGCUGUCUUGAGCUGAUUCUUCAAUGUCGACUAGUAAUCCAUUUCCUGUAGACCUUCAAAUUUGUCGUUGUUUAAAUCAUGAGACAACACGUUCAUUCAACAAGUUACCGUAUUACUUCAAACUGAUUCAAUAUGAAAUACUGAGGGAAGUUAUGAUGGACUUAACCUAUGAAUAUGAACUGAAUUUGUUAACAAGUCGUGAAAGGGAUGCAUAUGAGAUUCUUGCCGCAGUAUGGUCUGAAUGUCAUCUUAUUCAAGGCACGAAAAAGAUCGAUCUCGUCGACUCAGAAGAGAUAUGCAGAGAUAUGAUUGUCAACGAUAUUGUACCACUUUUGAAUAGAAACAUAGAAAAAAAGUUAGACGACAGGUUGGCGUUGUUCGCAGAUAAUAAUAAUAGUAAUAAUAAUGAUAAUAAUCAAGGUGUGUUGAAGUUUGAUAGUUUACCUUCAAUUGACGAGAUCCAAGAGAAGAAAAGUCAGCUUUCUUUGAAACUUAGAAAAUUGCAAGCGCGUUUUACAGAAGCUGUUUGUAGAAUAUACACCUUAUCCUCUCGCCUAUUUCGAGAGUAUCGCUUUGAAUUGUAUCCAAUAGUAAGCCGUCAAGCACGCCUGGUUAUAGAUAAACAAAUUCAAGCAUUACUACUAAAAGCUAAAAAUCUACAAUAUACCCUUCAAGAUACCUCUUCUGGGUCAUCAGCAAAAUUGGAUAUUCUACAGAGAACUCACCAAGAAUUAGAAGAUUCACGUCGUAAAUUGAAACAAGAAGUGGAAGAGUUGACUCGAUUGGAUAAAGCUUACGCAAGUAAAGAUGAAGCCUAUCAUGAAUUAGUGAGACAGUAUAUUGCCUGUAAACAACAAUUAUCUUUACGAUCUAAGUUACUACGAGAUACUGAUGCUGUUACUACUACCUCGAAUAAUUGUACUCGAUCUGGUCACAAAUCAUAUUAUAGUAAUAAACAUUCAUACCGUCGAUCGUUGAGUGCUGAUGGAAAUUUGAAUAAUAGAUAAAUUGUAAAUACUAUUUUUGGUAUAUGUAUAUGGCCUAUUGUUUGUAUAUAGUUAACUGUUUUUUUUUUAAUUCCUAAGAGGAAAUAUCAUGUUUUCUACUGUGUACUUUCUGUUUUUAUUUUAAUUUUCUUUGUUUGACUGAGUGAUUGACUGUCUGUCUGUCUGUCUGUCUGUUUUCGAUAUAGAACUUUGCACAUAUGUGCGGCAGUUCAAGUCGCCACACUCCCUGUGAUUAACACACAAAGCAAGAGAAGAAAGUAGAAGGAAUGCAUAAUAGAGACAGUAAACAGAGGUGUGAGACAAAGGAAUAGUAAUAACGAAGAACAAAACAGUUUCAUUGGAAAUCAUGAGUCACAAGGAGUGGAUGCAUCUGCAACAGCCAUUGAGAACGAUUUUGAGCCAUAUCACCAAUUGUUUCCAACCAUUGGUUUUUACUGUCCC
Trichobilharzia szidati is the source of this 1497-nucleotide messenger RNA. Lineage: Eukaryota; Metazoa; Platyhelminthes; Trematoda; Strigeidida; Schistosomatidae. The record is from the annotation of a GenBank genome assembly.